Messenger RNA from Anguilla rostrata (American eel), 5506 nucleotides. RefSeq names its product roundabout homolog 2-like. Gene Ontology annotation, molecular function: protein binding. NCBI's taxonomy places the organism in Eukaryota, Metazoa, Chordata, Actinopteri, Anguilliformes, Anguillidae. Gene Ontology annotation, biological process: cell-cell adhesion. Bases 626 to 4759 code for a protein of 1377 amino acids. The transcript is spliced from 28 exons. The record is from RefSeq and is a predicted model, not a curated record.
CUGUCUCUUUAAAAAACCAAUGCUUGCUCUGGCAAAGGCAAUCAGGGGGUGGGCUUUAUGAUCUGGUGCUAUUGACGCUCGUGAGUGGGGUCUCGUGGCGAUGUUCAUUCAAAUCAGGAACGAUCGAACGGGCGAGCGCGAGUACGGAGGCCGAAAGUCAACCCAAUUCACUCACUCGCAAUCUCUGCUCGGAUAUGUAGUGUCAAUUCAACAUCCAAGACUGCAACGAAUGCCUACAACUCAUCUAGAUCAGCAGAAAAUAUUUGAAGCGCAGUACGAGCCGACUACUUUGAUUUCAUGUUAAUAAAGUACGAGGGGAAUAUGCGACCAAAAGGAAAUGCAUUUGUAGGAUGUCUAUGCGUGCUGCACGUUUGGAGCCGAUGUGAUGCUGGGACUCUAUGCCUCCGAAACUGACUCGAUGUUUUGGAGUUUCCAAAGUUCGGCUGUGUGGGUUUGUGCAUAAAAAUGAUCAUAGCUUUAGGUGUGAAUAGUUCUAUGGCUAUCUCUUCCUACUAAAUCUGGAUUUUAUUUUUUCCACGUAAGUUGGAUAAAAAAGACGAAAGACAUUUUUGGGAAUUCAAAGUAUUCAUCAGAAAACAAAACACUCCAAAACCAAGAGCAUACAAUGAGACUCAUACUCACCUCCAGUGCCAUACCUGUUGUUUGUGCACUCAUCUACUCUGCUUUCGGGUCCCGCCCCCGGCUGGAGGAUGCGCCCCCCCGGAUCGUGGAGCACCCCUCCGACCUGAUCGUGUCCAAGGGGGAGCCGGCCACCCUCAACUGCAAGGCGGAGGGUCGCCCCAGCCCCACGGUGGAGUGGUACAAGGACGGGGAGCGGGUGGAGACGGACCGGGAGGACCCCCGCUCCCACCGCAUGCUCCUCCCCAGCGGCUCCCUCUUCUUCCUGCGCAUCGUCCACGGGAGGCGGAGCAAGCCCGACGAGGGCGUCUACGUCUGCGUCGCCCGCAACUACCUGGGGGAGGCGGUCAGCCGCAACGCCUCGCUGGAAGUGGCCAUUCUCCGGGACGAUUUCCGGCAGGCCCCCAGCGACGUGGUGGUGGCGGCGGGGGAGCCGGCGGUCAUGGAGUGCAUCCCCCCGCGCGGUCACCCCGAGCCCACCAUCUCCUGGAAGAGGAACAACGUGCGCGUCAACGACAAGGACGACAGAAUUACCACGCGGGGCGGGAAGCUGAUGAUCUCCAACACCAGGAAGAGCGACGCGGGGAUGUACGUGUGCGUGGGCACCAACAUGGUGGGGGAGAGGGACAGCGACCCCGCCGAGCUGGUGGUGUUCGAGAGACCGAUGUUCACACGGAGGCCGCUGAACCAGGUGGUGCUGGUGGACGACACGGUGGACUUCCUGUGCGAGGCGCACGGAGACCCCGCCCCCACCGUGCGCUGGCGCAGGGAGGAGGGGGAGCUGCCCAGGGGGAGGUCAGAGAUCCGGAGCGACAGCACCCUGCGCCUGUUCCAGGUGCGCGCCGAGGACGAGGGCACCUACACCUGCGUGUCGGAGAACAGCGUGGGCAAAGCGGAGGCCUCCGGAACCCUGCAGGUCCGCGUCGGCCCAUUCCUUCCCCCCCAGAUCGUUAUUCGUCCGCGGGAUCAGAUUUCGGCCCAGGGGCGAACCGUCACCUUCCUGUGCGGGACCAAGGGCAACCCCCCACCCGCCGUCUUCUGGCAGAAGGAAGGAAGUCAGGUCCUGCUGUUCCCCAGCCAGCCCCCCUCGCAGUCCGGCCGCUUCUCCGUCUCCCUGAGCGGCGAGCUCACCAUCAGCGACGUCCACGCCGAGGAUUCUGGGUACUACAUCUGCCAGGCCAUCAGCGUGGCUGGGAGCAUCCUGACCAAAGCCCUCCUGGAGGUGGAGGAUGCACCUUCAGACCGGAUCCCCCCAAUCAUCCGUCAAGGGCCAGCCAAUCAGACGCUAGCCCAGGGGGCCACUGCACAGCUUCAGUGUCAUGUGAUGGGCAACCCUUCACCCAGCAUCCAAUGGGAGAAGGAUGGCCAGAGGAUUCUUGGGAAUGAUGCUCGCAUCAGCCUAAUGGAAAAUGGAACAUUACAGAUCGCAGUCCUGCAGGAAACAGACUCAGGGGUGUAUACUUGCAUUGCCUCCAGUUCCAGUGGGGAGUCCAGCUGGAGUGGAACAGUGACAGUCAGAGAAAGCGGAACCCCCACCGUCGCCCUGGCCUCCGUACCGCUCCAGCUCCCCGGACCCCCCCACAAGCCCAUAGUGACGGACGUGACCCUCAACAGCGUCACGUUGACAUGGCAACCCAACGCCCACGAGGGCGGGGCCGCGGUCACUUCCUACAUCAUCGAGGCCUUCAGCCAAUCAGCAGGUAGCACCUGGCAGACUGUGGCUGACCUGGUCAGGGUGGAGAAGCACACGGUCAGUGGCCUCUUCCCCAACACUGUCUACCUGUUCAUUGUGAGAGCGGUCAAUGCCUACGGCCUGAGUGACCCCAGCCCCAUCUCUGAGCCCGUCCGCACUCAAGAUGUGAGCCCCACAGGACAAGGUGUGGACCACAGGCAGGUGCAAAGGGAGCUGGGGGAGGUGGCGGUCCAGCUGCAGAAGUCCGUGGUCCUGUCUGCCACCAGCGUCAAGAUCUCCUGGACAGUGGACCGACAGUCCCAGUACAUCCAGGGUUACCGGGUGCUGUACCGGCCCUCGGGCGGGGCCUGGCUGGUUCAGGACGCCAAGGCCGCCCCCGAGCGCAGCGCCGUCCUGUCCGGCCUGCGCAAGGGCACCGAGUACGAGAUCAAGAUCCGCCCCUACUUCAACGAGCUGCAGGGAUUGGACAGCCCGCUGCUGCUGGUCCGCACGCCGGAGGAGGUCCCUAGUGCCCCCCCGCAAGCGGUAACAGUGAAGACGGUCCAGCAGGGCAACAUCUCCAGCGUCAGCGUGUCCUGGGAGCCCCCCCCUGCCGAGGCGCAGAAUGGAUUAAUCCAGGAGUACAGGAUCUGGUGCUUGGGAAACGACACGCAGGCCAUAAACCAGACGGUUGGCGGGAUGGCGUCGUCCGCCACCCUGAGCGGGCUGCAGCCCUCCGUCCUGUACCAGGUGGAGGUGGCGGCCGUGACCGGCGCCGGCGUCGGCGCUCGCAGUCAGCCAAUCGCGGUCCUCAUACCGCCCCCCGCGGAGCAGCCGGCCCCGCCCGCCGCGCCCGAGGACAGCGUCAGCCUGGCGGAGCAGAUCUCGGGCGUGGUGAAGCAGCCGGCCUUCAUCGCCGGCAUCGGCGGGGCAUGCUGGGUAAUCCUCAUGGGCUUCAGCGUGUGGAUCUACUGCCGCCGCAAGAAGAGGAAGGAGCUGAGCCACUACACCGCCUCCUUCGCCUACACCCCUGCAGUGGGAUUUUCUCAGGGUGAAGGACUGGGUCUCAUCAACGGAAGACCCGGCAUCCUGGGCACCAACAUGGGCAACUACCCCUGGCUGGCAGACUCCUGGCCCACCACCAACCUGGUCCACGGCGGCAAGGACUCCAUGAACUGCUGCACCGCCAAGCACGACUCUACCGAGAGAUACUACAACGAAGUGGGAAUCUCCAAUUAUCUGAGUCAAACGGAGAAGUACAGUCAGGGGUCCACGGAGGGCCCCAUCUACAGCACCAUCGACCCGGCGUGUGAGGACGUGCACCCCUUCAGCUCGCCCUACGCCCAGCACGCCGCCCCCUACGCCGGCCCCCCGGGGAUGCCCUUCCCCGGCCUGGCACCCGCCAGCCCCGAUCUGGAGGGCGAGCGCUGGACCAUCCAGCCCGGCCCGUCCGGGGUCCAGUACGCCCAGCCGGACCGCUCCCGGACCGAGAACGGGAAGCUGUCAAAGCAGAAGUCGAUGGGGAAGGCGGUGAAGACGCCAUCGCUGAAUUGGGAGGAGGCUCUGACCCCGCCCCUUGCCCCCCUGGGAACUGACUAUCACUGCGAGGAAGUGGGGGACGAGGACGAUAUGAGAGGGGAGGAGUGGUGUCCGCCCCUGCCGGAGAGGACCUACCUCAUCGACGGCACCCUGGAGGAGAUUCGAGGAGGGGGGUCGUCCCCCGCCACCUCCUACAGCCACCAGUCCACGGCCACGCUCACGCCCUCGCCCCGCGAGGAGGGGCGGGGCCCCGGGGGCACGCCACACCCCCACCACCUCGACACGUCCCAGCUGACACGGAGAGGGCCCUGUAUACCUGUAACUGUGCAAGGGGUCCCCGGCCCCCCCCUCGCCCAAACCGACCCCAGCCUGUCAACCAAUAGCAGCACCCCCGAGAUCGGCACACCGCUCCACUCCUGCCAUCGCCAGGACGCCAGCCAGGGGGCAGCACUGAGCAUAGAAAACGUGAGCGCCUGUGGGCCAGGCCGAUCCCGCCACCUCCCGUCCGAAGGACCCCACACGCCUCAGGGUCACAAGUCCAGGGCCAAAAAGAAGAGCUCCAAGGGCAGCCAGUACCGACGGGACCAGCUGACCCAAGGAGACCUGCCCCCUCCCCCGGUGCCCCCCCCUGCCGACGAGCGGCUCCUGGAGGACGUCCUGAACUGCGGGCAGACGACGCUGGACAGGGAGAGGACUUCGCUGUCGUCCAUGGAGAGGAGAGGGGAGAACAGCGCCCCCUACAGGAAGGGACAGGCGCAGCGGCACAAAGAGGACGAGGACGUAAUCCCGUACUGCAAACCCGGCUUCCCCUCCAGGGGCCCGAUGCCGAGCAACUGCUCCACGACAGGAAGUCUGUCAUCGCGCGGCUCCACGGGGUCAGGCAGGAAGCGCAGCGAGGAAAUGAGAUAAGUGGAAGCGGCUGCUCAGUCAAUGCUCCGAACCAUUCUGUGUAGUAUCUUUUUUUUUUUACUUCUGGCUUUCUGUGGCUGAAGACGUAAAGACGAGAAGACGAGUGUACGGGAUCGUCGUCUGCCUGUCAAGCCCGAGCGAUGGACUGAGAGGAUUUUUAAAUCGUUAUUUAAACUUCCCGAUUUGUGUACAUACGCUCUCCUACCUCCAUGUGUACAUAGCCAUCUUUAUACGUUUUUAUGUGGAUUCUGUGUGCCGCAGAAGAAAGAGAAUAUAUUGUAUUUAUAUGAAAGAAAGUAAAAAAAAUAAAAUGUCAGAAAAUUGUGAGAUAUUACAAAGUACCUGAUUGAAUGUGCCAAUUUUCUGUCAAAACGUAUACCUUUAAGAACCAUGAAUACAAUUGCACUUUUGUGAGAUGAAUGACAACAACAAAUAAGCACAAUCUGUAUUAACCAGCCUGUCAGAAAACAUUACUCCUUCACCUUCCUCCAUUGUUGUCAUUGGAUCGUAUCUGUGGUCCAAUGAGAAUGUUGCUUCUUGUGAUGUUUUUGUUUUUCUUAUUUUUAGAGAAAGCUUUGUGAUCGGAUGGCCGUCUGGAAGAAGCUGUCAUUUUGAAGAAGUGUGUCUGAUUUGUGCAAAAAAAUGUGAUGUGUUCUGUUCAAACUCCAAAAACGAUCCUUUCUGUUGACUGAAUUUUGGUAUUCGUAUUGUUUUGUAAAAAUGCAAUAAAAUAUGUUUGUUAAACAA